AUGCUGUUCUCUUUUCCCUUCAAAAGGUACCACGUGCUGAAUAUCAGUGGCGGGAUUGAACAUCCGGGUGAUAUACAAUUGCAUCUUCUCGUGUCACAGAUUGUAGCCUGGUUCAUCGUGUUCCUGUGUCUCGUCAAAGGAAUCCGGUCUGUAGGAAAAGUCGUCUACGUCAGCGCUACUGUCCCGUACGUAUUGCUGUUGGCGCUGCUCAUAAGAGGGUUGAUGCUGCCGGGAGCCGUGGAGGGAAUUAAGGCGUUCAUCAUUCCUCGCUGGGAGAAACUUCUUACUUUACAGGCAGGGGCAGAGUCAACGAUUCCAUUGGGGUGGGGGUGGUAG
Messenger RNA from Gigantopelta aegis, 336 nucleotides. RefSeq names its product sodium- and chloride-dependent glycine transporter 1-like. The transcript has 2 exons. Gene Ontology annotation, cellular component: membrane. Lineage: Eukaryota; Metazoa; Mollusca; Gastropoda; Neomphalida; Peltospiridae. The coding region runs from base 1 to 336 and encodes 111 amino acids. The record is from RefSeq and is a predicted model, not a curated record. Gene Ontology annotation, biological process: sodium ion transmembrane transport. Gene Ontology annotation, molecular function: glycine transmembrane transporter activity.